AUGGCACCUCCACAUGCCGAAACAAUUACACCUCAAAGUAAUUAUAUUAGCCAAGAAGAUUUUGAAAAACGCGUACAAAAUGGGCAAAUACUUAUAAUCUAUAAUAACAAAGUUUAUAAAUUGAAUAAAUGGAUAAAAUAUCACCCAGGAGGAGAACUUGCAAUCCGUCAUAUGAUUGGUAAAGACGCUACAGACGAGAUAAACGUUUUUCAUCCUGAAUAUGUUUUUAAGAAGAAGAUUAACACUUUUUAUAUCGGAGAAUAUGAAGAAAAUACUAACCUGAAAGAAGAAAAAUUAUCAGAACAAAAGUUAAUAUCUCAAACUUAUCGUAGAUAUUAUUUAAAGCUUCAUGAACUAGGAUUAUACGAAUGCAAUUAUUGGAAUUAUUUUUAUGAAAGUAUUCGUUAUAUUUUCCUGAUAAUUUCAGCUUGGAUAUUGGUUAUUUAUGGAACUCAAGUCUGGCAAUAUUUGUUAAGUGCAUUUUUCCUUGGAUUAUUUUGGCAUCAACUCGCGUUCACAGCUCAUGAUGCUGGUCAUAAUGGAAUUACUCAUAAUUUACUUGUAGAUAAUCUUAUUGGAAUAUUUAUUGCAGAUUUUAUGGGAGGAUUAAGUAUUGGAUGGUGGAAAAGAAAUCAUUAUGUUCAUCACAUUGUAACAAAUGAUCCUGAACAUGAUCCUGAUAUUCAACAUUUACCAUUUUUUGCCGUUACAACAAAAUUUUUUAAUAAUUUAUAUUCAAGUUUUUAUAAAAGAACUUUGUAUUUUGAUACACCAGCAAGAUUUUUUGUAAAAUUUCAACAUUAUUUAUAUUAUCCAGUAUUGUGUUUUGGUAGAUUUAAUCUUUAUGCAUUAUCAAUUAAUUUUUUAUUUAAUGAAGAAAAUGUAGCUUUUCGUAGGUUAGAAAUAAGUGGUAUGAUAUUUUUUUGGUGUUGGUAUACUUAUUUAUUAUCAUUAUUACCAUCAAUAUCGACAAUUGUAUUAUAUAUCCUAAUUUCUCAUAUGGUUACAAUGAUUUUGCAUGUACAAAUUACAUUAUCACAUUUUGGAAUGUCAACGGAAGAUUAUGGACCUUUAGAAUCUUUUCCAAAAAAGAUGUUGCGUACUACAAUGGACGUUGAUUGUCCUUGGUGGAUGGAUUGGUUUCAUGGUGGUUUGCAAUUUCAAGCUAUUCAUCAUUUAUUUCCAAGAGUUCCCAGGCAUAAUCUUAGAGAUUGUCAACGUUUAGUUAACGAAUUUUGUAAAGAAGUAGGAUUAGAAUAUCAUUUAUAUGGUUUUAUUAAAGGAAAUGGGAUCGUACUUGGAGCUCUUCGUGAUGUUGCAAAUCAAGCUGAAUUAUUAAGUAAAGUAGUUAAAUCUCAUAAUGAUAAACAUUUACAUUAG
Molecule: messenger RNA, 1380 nt
Organism: Rhizophagus irregularis DAOM 181602=DAOM 197198
Lineage: Eukaryota; Fungi; Glomeromycota; Glomeromycetes; Glomerales; Glomeraceae
Biological process (GO): lipid metabolic process
Cellular component (GO): membrane
Molecular function (GO): oxidoreductase activity, acting on paired donors, with oxidation of a pair of donors resulting in the reduction of molecular oxygen to two molecules of water
Source: RefSeq, a predicted model, not a curated record